This is a messenger RNA of Musa acuminata AAA Group (dessert banana), 663 nucleotides long. RefSeq names its product monoterpene synthase 8, chloroplastic-like. Gene Ontology annotation, molecular function: terpene synthase activity; magnesium ion binding. The coding region runs from base 1 to 663 and encodes 220 amino acids. The record is from RefSeq and is a predicted model, not a curated record. NCBI's taxonomy places the organism in Eukaryota, Viridiplantae, Streptophyta, Magnoliopsida, Zingiberales, Musaceae. The transcript has 4 exons.
AUGGAUGAGCUCGAGCUUUUCACGGAUGCCGUCGAUAGAUGGGACGUUAAUGCAACGGGCAAACUUCCAGAGUACAUGAAGAUAUGUUUUAUAGCCCUCUUCAACACUACAAAUGAUACCGCAUACAAUGUUAUGAAAGAGAAGGGUCUUGCAACCCUUGGAUUCAGUGGGCAGAUGUAUGCAAGGCACACAUGGUGGAAGCAAGGUGGUGGUAGCACCAGGGCUACACACCCAUCGUCUUGCAUUCUUGCUUAUUGCACCAGUGACGAUGUAAGUCAAGAGACCUUGGAAGACUUCCACAGCUGUCCUGAGAUUGCAAGACGGUCAUCCAUGAUCCUUCGACUUUGUGAUGAUUUGGGUACUUCCAAGGUCGAGCUUGAAAGAGGCGAUGUGUCCAAAUCUAUCCAGUGCUGCAUGCAUGAGAGCAGUUUAUCGGAGUAUGCGGCUCGUGAGUAUAUCGGGCGAUUGAUUAGGAAAAAUUGGAGAGCAAUAAACGGAGAUCAAAGUUUCACUUCUCGAUUUGAGGAAAACCUGAAAAUGAUGUUCAUCAAUAUCCCUCGAAUGGCCCAAUGCAUGUACCAAUACGGAGAUGGACAUGGGAAAUCCGAUCGAGUAAUUGAGGAUCGCAUCAGGUCUUUGUUGAUUGAACCUAUACUUCUGUAA